AUGUUAUCCACAGUGGCCAAGGUGGCCGUGGCAGGAUGUGCCGUCUACAGGAUCUACAAAAAGGCAGAAAGCACAAUGAAGAGCGACGAAGAAUACCUUAUGAAAAUAACAGGCUAUGCCAGGGAGCUGGCAGAAAGAAUGAUAUGCGAGGCAAAAAGACACUUCAAAGACAAGGAGUACGAGCUGUCUGCAGAAUACCUUUACUAUGCCUAUAAGCAUCUGGACUCUUCAUGGGAGUAUGUCACUUCCCAGAUCGAUUCCCAAGAAGUAUACAAGCUUUUACACUCUAAGAGGAUCCAAGGUACAUGA
This is a messenger RNA of Encephalitozoon hellem ATCC 50504, 309 nucleotides long. RefSeq lists its product as uncharacterized. NCBI's taxonomy places the organism in Eukaryota, Fungi, Microsporidia, Unikaryonidae. The transcript has a single exon. The record is from RefSeq and is a predicted model, not a curated record. The coding region runs from base 1 to 309 and encodes 102 amino acids.